This is a messenger RNA of Melanotaenia boesemani (Boeseman's rainbowfish), 1522 nucleotides long. RefSeq names its product DIRAS family, GTP-binding RAS-like 1b (gene diras1b). Gene Ontology annotation, biological process: signal transduction. Gene Ontology annotation, cellular component: plasma membrane. The transcript is spliced from 3 exons. Bases 219 to 815 code for a protein of 198 amino acids. Gene Ontology annotation, molecular function: GTP binding; GTPase activity; GDP binding. NCBI's taxonomy places the organism in Eukaryota, Metazoa, Chordata, Actinopteri, Atheriniformes, Melanotaeniidae. The record is from RefSeq and is a predicted model, not a curated record.
CUGUGUGAGUGUCUGUGUGUGUGUGUGUGUGUGCAUGUGUGCGUGUCUCUGCUUUGGUGGUGUCGGAAAUCGGACGACAUGAGCUCUACAUGGACCGCGUAAAAUGUUUUAAGACGCUUUCGGCGUUUGUCUUUCAUCCUUCUGAAUCGAGGACGAGCCUGAAGCGGAGCUACACAUCACGAGCAGGUGUAACACAGUCUUAAGCCUGAGAAGGCAGAAUGCCGGAGCAGAGCAACGACUAUCGUGUGGUGGUGUUUGGAGCAGGUGGAGUGGGGAAGAGCUCCCUGGUUCUACGUUUCGUGAAGGGUACUUUCAGGGACACCUACAUCCCCACAGUGGAGGAUACCUACCGCCAGGUGAUCAGCUGUGACAAGAGCGUAUGCACCCUCCAGAUCACAGACACAACAGGCAGCCACCAAUUCCCAGCCAUGCAACGUCUCUCCAUCUCCAAGGGCCACGCCUUCAUCCUGGUUUACUCCAUCACAAGCAAACAGUCCCUGGAGGAGCUCAAACCCAUUUAUCAACAGGUCUUGGCCAUUAAAGGAAAUGUUGAGGCUAUCCCCAUCAUGCUUGUGGGAAACAAGAGUGACGAGACCCAGCGAGAGGUGGAGACCAAGGACGGGGAGGCCCAGGCCAACCAGUGGAAGUGUGCUUUCAUGGAGACGUCGGCCAAGACCAACCACAAUGUCACCGAGCUCUUCCAGGAGCUCCUUAACCUGGACAAGAAGAGGAACAUGAGCCUCAACAUCGACGGCAAGCGCUCUGGGAAGCAGUCCCGUGCAGAGAGACUGAAGGGCAAAUGCAGCGUGAUGUAAAUCCAGAAGAGGAAGAGAGGGGAGGGAAGAAAGGGGUGGAGGAAAUACAGAUCAGGAGAGGUAAAGAAGGAAGACGAGACAGGAGACCCGCAAAAGGUAUCACUCAGAGCAAAAAUGUUUGGGAAUCUCAUCAUCCACAUCCUCCACUGCUUGGGUGGUGCAUUAAAAAACACAACAUACAUACAGGUUGGAACAUACAUCCAUAAGUGUUUGGCUAAAAGGAUGAAUAUCAAGAAAUGAAGUUGGAAACAGCAAGAGUUUGGAUGUGUGCAUCGUCCAAGUGCUACAAAACCUGUGCUUUGGCAAUAGUACAGGCCACAGACUGAGAUUGAAGGUCUCGGAUCCACUCAAAACAUUUAGCGUCUUCUUUCACUACUAGCCUGCCCUCCCUCCCUGCUCUGCUCACAUUUAAGCUCCCCUUCAACAUCCAAAAACCCUCAUCUUCUCCUCAUCCUUGGCAUAGCCACUAUUAUAACCAUAGAGAAAUGUAAUGUAGAUGUAACCAAGUUGAUAAAUUUAGUUAAGCUCGCUCAUCUGCUAAAAGCAUCAUUUUAACAGACUGAUGUGUCUGUCAUGCUCAUAUAUACAGGACUCCAACAUCUGAGACUGCAAGCAUGAACGCCACUCAGCAAAACAUACGAGCCAGCCACGUUACAGAGCCACAACAGGGGACUCUGAUGUAUAUAAACAUGGGGUAUUCACAUAUA